Entamoeba invadens IP1 is the source of this 486-nucleotide messenger RNA. RefSeq lists its product as hypothetical. The transcript has a single exon. The record is from RefSeq and is a predicted model, not a curated record. Lineage: Eukaryota; Evosea; Mastigamoebida; Endamoebidae. Bases 1 to 486 code for a protein of 161 amino acids.
AUGGCUGUUCAAAUUAUUCCACCACUUAUAUCGGCCAUCGGUAAAAUCGGCGCUGUUUUGGUCGCCUCCGGGUUAGGGAAGUUUGUUGCGGACGCUUGGAGUAAAAAGUCGACCAAAUCAACUCAAACGGAAUACACAAGAGAAGAGAUCGAAGCAUUGAAAAGGGAAAACGAAGAACUUCGGACUGAGCUCCAAACACAGAAGUGGCGUGCGUUUUUUAAAUCGUUGAAAGGGAAACCUGAUGCAGAAGUGAUAGGGCAAAUGGUCAGGGAACAGACAGACGGACUUCGAAAAGAACUGUAUGAGUAUAAAAGUUUCACAAGCCAACGCAUCGACUCUUUGGUCCAACAAAUUAACACACAGACAACGCAUUAUAAGACCAAAGGAAGUAACACGCUCUUUUGGAUGUCCAUUGUGGCAAUUGUUGUCUGUCUUAUUAUGACAACAAUUGCCGUCGUCACACUUUUCAAAAUGAAUGUGAAGUAG